This is a messenger RNA of Aureococcus anophagefferens, 618 nucleotides long. RefSeq lists its product as hypothetical. Gene Ontology annotation, molecular function: protein binding. The transcript has a single exon. The annotation marks the transcript as partial. The record is from RefSeq and is a predicted model, not a curated record. Lineage: Eukaryota; Pelagophyceae; Pelagomonadales; Pelagomonadaceae.
AUGCUGUGCUGGCGUCUCGUCCUACCCGUCUGCUUCGGCGUCGCCAAUGCAUUCGUCGCGCCGAGCUCGUCCAGCAACCUCGCUUCAUUGGCGCCGCGUUUCAAGGUCGCCGCGCUCCACGCAGCCGUCGACGUGACGCUGGAGAAGCCUCUAGGCCUCGUCCUCGAGGAGAACACUGCCGACUCCCCCCAUGGUCUUUACGUCGCCGACAUCCUCGACUCCGGCUCGGCGUGCAAGAACGCCGACGUGCGCGUGUCGCUGCAGCUCCAGAGCGUCGACGGCGUCGACGUCACGGCGCUGGGCUUCGACGACGUCAUGGAGCUUAUCGGCGACGCGGCGAGCCCGGUGCGGCUCACCUUCGAGGGCGACGGCGCGCCGGAGGAGAGCUCCUUCCUCGACGACGAGGCGCCGGCCGACGACGGCGCGGCCUCGUCGUCGGCCGACGACGACGCGGCGACGUGCGCGAUGACCGUCGUCGGGCCCAAGGGCGAGGCGACGGUCGUCGCGGAGAAGGGCGCGAAUUUGCGGGCCGCGCUCCUCGGCGACAAGCAGGCCGUCUACAGCUUCCAGGGCACGCUCAUGAACUGCAACGGCGGCGGCCAGUGCGGCCUCUGCCGG